AUGUUUGUUGUCACAACCACUCGUGAGCAACCAAGGCGAAGUAUAUUCAGUGUAUAUCAAGUAAGAGGUAAUAUAAGGGAACUCGCCCAUAGCUACUUGAGUUGCAGUGAGGUUACGAUAAGUGACUAUCUCGUGAGUGGCAUGAUGACAAGUAUCGACAAUUACACCAUCUACUGCGGCGGUACUGAUGAAAGGAAAGUAGGAGGCUGCGCAAAAACUGUUAGGAGCGAUUAUAACAAGCUGGUGGAGGAGAUUGCAUCAAACUCAUCAGGAUGCGCCUUUGUACGAUUGCGGGAUCGCAGAGGACUCAAACUUUGUAUCGGAAGUGCUCACGCACCUACGGAGACCACAGACGAUCACAAGGACGCGUUUUAUGAUGAACUCAAUACAAUGAUAUCCAAAUUACAAAGCCAGCAGACGUUGUUGUCGGAAUUGAUGCGAAUGCAAAGAUGGAACCUGAACAACAAUCCGUUGUGCUGGAAAAAUGGUUCUAUCUCACUGACCAGACAUCGGACAACAGAAAUUGUCUGA
Messenger RNA from Necator americanus (New World hookworm), 531 nucleotides. RefSeq lists its product as uncharacterized. The transcript has a single exon. The record is from RefSeq and is a predicted model, not a curated record. NCBI's taxonomy places the organism in Eukaryota, Metazoa, Nematoda, Chromadorea, Rhabditida, Ancylostomatidae. The coding region runs from base 1 to 531 and encodes 176 amino acids.